This is a messenger RNA of Caretta caretta (loggerhead turtle), 5737 nucleotides long. RefSeq names its product solute carrier family 16 member 10 (gene SLC16A10). Gene Ontology annotation, molecular function: transmembrane transporter activity. Gene Ontology annotation, biological process: transmembrane transport. NCBI's taxonomy places the organism in Eukaryota, Metazoa, Chordata, Testudines, Cheloniidae. Gene Ontology annotation, cellular component: basolateral plasma membrane. The record is from RefSeq and is a predicted model, not a curated record.
CCUGUGACACGCAGCAGCCCCGCCUCCACUGUAUCCUGGGAGGGGGCGUGGCCGCGACCCUGCCCCAUCCAAUCGGAGCCGCGGUAGGGGGGGGAUAUCCUGCUAUCGGACACCCCCUCCCCCGAGAGCUGCCCCUUUAAAAUAACCUGGCGAGCCAGAGGCCGGCGUGUGUGAGCGGAGCGUGGGGGACACGGGGCCGGGAGCGGCUUCCGCACCGCCAAGGCAGCACAGUAAUAAACGGGCUUCCCGCCCGGCGCCGCGGGAUGGUCCUAGCCGCCGCGCUGGGCUAGCGGGAGCGCAGCAGCCCCCUCAGGCAGCCAGAGAGAAGUCGCCGCCCCUGCUCUCAGGUGUCUCCGGUCCUUCUCGCCCCGGCCGCGGGAGCCUGCGGGGAUGACGCUGAGUGAGAAGCUGGAGACGCAGGGAGUUGGGGGCGCUCCCGACCCUUCUGCUACCCGCUUUCCCAGCCCGGCGCUGCGGGAGCAGCAGGGCGUCCAGGCGGCGGCCGGGGAGCCGCGGCAGGAGAACGGAGAGGGGUGCCCAGGCGGCCAGUCCACCCUGCUGGUGGAGGGUCCCCGUGAGGGGCAGCAGGGGGCCGCGCCCCCCGAGGGCGGCUGGGGCUGGGCGGUGAUGCUGGCCGCCAUGUGGUGCAACGGUGCCGUGUUCGGCAUCCAGAACUCGUGCGGCGUCCUCUUCGUCUCCAUGCUGAGGGAGUUCGGCUCGCCGGACGACAAGCAGCUGGUGUUCAAGACAGCCUGGGUGAGUUCCCUGUCCAUGGGAAUGAUUUUCUUCUGCUCUCCCAUAGUCAGUGUAUUCACAGACAUAUUUGGUUGUCGAAUAAUAGCCGUUGUUGGAGCUGCAGUGGGGCUUGUUGGACUUCUUUUAAGCUCUUUUGUAAGCUCCAUUGAACCUCUGUAUUUCACCUAUGGAAUCUUAUUUGCCUGUGGUUGUUCAUUUGCAUACCAGCCAUCCUUGGUCAUUCUGGGGCACUAUUUCAAGAAACGCCUUGGACUAGUGAAUGGCAUCGUCACUGCCGGCAGCAGCUUGUUCACUGUGUCACUGCCUUUUCUUUUGAGAGUGUUGAUUGAUUCAGUUGGCCUGUACAACACUUUAAGGGUUCUGUGCAUCCUUAUGUUUGUUCUUUUCCUGGCUGGCUUCAGUUACAAACCCCUCAUUUCCAGUGCAAGUGACAAAGAGGGUGGAAAGAAGGGCAUGUUGAGAUUUCCUUCUGCAAAGAAGAUUUUCAGUUUCUCCAUUUUCAAGGUUACGGGUUAUCGAAUCUGGGCUUUUGGAAUCCCCGCUGCACUUUUUGGAUACUUUGUGCCUUAUGUUCACUUGAUGAAACAUGUAAAAGAGAGGCUUGGCGAAAAUGUACAAGAAGAGGUGCUUCUGCUGUGUCUUGGCAUCACUUCAGGAGUCGGACGAUUGAUCUUCGGCAGAGUUGCAGAUUAUAUUCCUGGUGCAAAAAAAGUUUAUUUACAGGUCAUCUCAUUCUUCUUAAUUGGCCUGAUGUCCAUGAUGAUUCCACUGUGCCAUGCCUUGGGAAGUCUCAUUGCUGUCUGCCUCUUUAUGGGUCUAUUCGAUGGCUGCUUCAUUUGUAUCAUGGCUCCUAUUGCCUUUGAGCUAGUCGGUGCACAGGAUGUCUCCCAGGCCAUAGGAUUCCUGUUAGGACUCAUGUCAGUACCUAUGAUAGUUGGUCCACCCAUUGCAGGUAUACUGCGUGACUACCUAGGUACCUAUGAUGUAGCAUUUUACCUGGCUGGAGUUCCCCCCAUUAUUGGAGGAAUUAUAUUAUCUUUCAUCCCAUGGGUUCACGAAAAGAAGAAGCCAAAAGAGAGAGAAAAAGCUGUUGAUGAAGAAACAACUAAGAAAAUGCUGGAAAAUGAAAGCACUUCAGUCUCAGGCACAUCAGAAAAGCCCAGUAAAGAAUCUGAAUCUGUUGUUUGAUGUUUUAUCUUUCCACUGGACUGAAUUCAUUUUUACAGGAGCUAGAUAAUAAUUCUGGCUUUGAGUUGAAAAUAUUAUAUUAUUUUUAAUGGAACGUGUGUUCAGAUUGCAGAAGAAAACUGCUAAGAGCUAAGAAUCUUUUGUACCACUGAGUAGCUUUCUUAGGAGUCCCUGAGUCUAGUUUCAAUCCAUAUUUUUAUGGCAUUUGAGGUUUUAUAGUAUCAGUGUGCACCUGCUCGUGAUUCUGUGUUUAGGGAGAUUAUUGUUCUAAUCUAUCACAGCAUGCUUCUGGAAGUGUGAAAUCUGUUUAGUUUGGUUCAUUGACCCUUCCAGGAUGGCUUCAAUAAUUUUAGUCCAUCAAGUAGAGGCAAAUUCUUGUGUUGUUUUCCUGGAAUUUCUAGUACCUCUUAUGACUGACUUUUGUUUUAAUUUCUUAUGCCAUUUUAACAAUUUUUAAAACUCUUUAUUAUGAUAAUGAAUAGUGAUCUUUUUUUGAUCCUCUAAACUCUAAUCCUUGCUGAAAUUAUUUUGCUUUGGGAGCUAAAUUAUUUAACAGAUCCUCAGCUUUACUUUCUCUUAAUACUCCAACCUGGUCCAUUUGCUUAAACCUACUCUGGACCACUUCUACGUUUAUUUCUCGGUAGCCUGAAUAUAGAACAUUUUAGGAUAAGUUUGUGAUAAUACAUAUAUUAAACACUCAAAAAGUGAAGGGUAUGAACUCACACAGGCAAAUAAAUUCAGAAUUAAGGCUGUUAAACCAUUAUUACAUCAUCCUUUGUGCCCCAGUGCUCCAGUGAAUCUAGUUCUUUUUCAGGUAAACUUCAGAAUAGCUCUUAGUCUUAAAACCAUACGAAGUGCAAUACUUGGGUACAAUACCAUGAGUUAGACAAAGCCAAAUUCUGAAUUUCUGUGUUUUUUUUCAGGAUUUGACUCUUCAAAAAACAACAAAAAGACAUCUUUAAGGGAUACAUUUUAAGUGUGCAAUAAGAAGCAAUUGUUCAUACCAAUAAAUGGAAAUAGCUCUCUAUACAUAAGAGCUAUUAAAGCAACAUUAAACACAUUGGGAAGUGAUUUUGCACUAAGUGAAUAUGCAGCUUUAUUAUAGGCCUUUAAAAUUUUGCACAUGUGAUACAACUCCAUCUUUUCAAGAAAUAGUAGAGAAUUUUUGCAUGCACAAUUACUUAUCCUUAACAUAUCUCUUAUUACUUGUGUUCUCCUUGGUAUUAUAUAUAGUUUAUCAAACCCAUACUUCUGAAAAACCUAUUCUUCUGAAAGUUACUUUUAAAAAAAUCUAAACAAAACAGAGUGCUUUUCAGUUUAUCAUGAUUACACUUGCAAAUAUAUUGCCUCUGUUUGGAUUUGCAUUGACAAUGCAGUGUAACACUGAAAUAGAUAUUCAUUACCCAGGCACACUCAUCGCCAUCUAUUUUAGUUUUCCUGUGUUAGGUGUGACUUAGCAAAGAAGCUGUUAAGUGUUAUCUGUUGAAAAUAUUACAAAAAAAUUCCAUUGAAAGUAAUUACAUAAGUAUCCUAACUAUUAAGAGCCAGAUUUUAUAACCCUUAUUCACAAUUGCAUAAUAUUAUUGAUUCAUUUCAGUUUCUACUCAACAUGAGCAAGGCUGUCAGAAUCUGGCAUUAAAAUGGGAAAUGGUAAAGUGAUAUUUAUACCCCUUGGCAGGGGUAGCCAACUUGUGGCUCCGGAACCACAUUCAGCUCUUCAGAAGUUAAUAUGCAGCUCCUUGUAUAGACACCGACUCUGGGGUUGGAGCUAUAGGCGCCAACUUUCCAAUAUGCCGGGGCGGGGGGUGCUCGCUGCUAAACCCCUGGCUCUGCCACAGGCCCUUCCCCCAAUCCACCCCUUCCUGUCCCCUCCCCUGAGCCUGCUGUGCCCUUGCUCCUGCCUCCCUACCCCCCAACCUCCUGCAUGCCACGGAACAGCUGAUCAGGAGGUGCUCGGGGAAAGAGGGGAAGGCGUUGAUCCUCGGGGCUGCCAGUGGGUGGGAGGCACUGGGAGCGGGGCAGGGGAGCUGAUGGGGGCUGCUGACGUAUUACUGUGGCUCUUUGGCAAUGUACAUUGGUAAAUUCUGGCUCAGAUUGGCCACCCCUUGGGAAAGAUUUUCAGAAAUGCCUAAGAAAUUUAAGACUCUUAAUGGGACUUGGGCUCCUAAAUCUCUCACGUACUUCUGAAAAUCUCCUUUCAUUGUAAGUAGUGUUGCUAGUUCAAAUUCCCACGAUUCUUUAAUUACAGAAAUUACAUUAGCAAUCACGUUAUUCUUGUUCUUAUGUUUCCUUCCAGGUAAUGUUGUUCAAUAUUGCGUAUUAUCAUUACAAUACACCCUGAUAAUGCAUAGAAACCUAUGUGUAAACCACUGUAUUUAUUUCAGUUGACUUUUGAAAUGAAAAAUUAAUAUUUAUCACAGUGCUGACAAUUUCAAAAACUUGUUUGCAAAAAGCUAAGAAUAACCAUCUAGCACAAAUUCUAUUUGAAAUGGUCAAGAAUUGAACAGAAGAUGGAGCCAUGGGAUCCUGCAGGGAUCUGUACUUGGUCCAAUGUUAUUCAAUAUCUUUAUAAAUUAUCUGGAAGAAAAUAUAAUACUAUUGCUGCAAAAGUUUUGCAGAUGACACAAAAGUGGGGUAAUGGUAAAUAAUGGUAAAGAGUGAUCCAGAUCACUCUGCAAAGUGGGCCCAUUUGAAAAACGUAUUUUAAUACAAGCAAACGCAAGGUCAUACAUCUAGGAACAAAGAACGUGUGUCACAAUUACAGGAUGAGUUUACAGCCGUUUGGAAAGAAAGGACUUGAGAGUUAUGAUGAACUGAAUGUGAAAUGUGGUGACUAAGAGCUAAAAUCGUCUUGGAAUGUAUAAAUGGGAAUAUUGAGUAAAAAUAGGGAGGUGGCAUUAGUUAUGUGGAUAGCAUUAGAUUGAUCAUUGUGGGAAUACUGUAUCCAAUUCUGGUGUUCACAUUUUAAAAAGAAAGUUAAAAAAUGGGAAAAGCUACUUAGAUAGCCAUGGAAUCAAUUUCUUUUGAAAGCUUAUCCAAUCUCUGGCAAGAUAAACAAUAGCAAUCUUCUCCCUUUCACAUGUAUUCACUGUUGCACAUGAUCUGGGCAUACAGAUUUUGAAAUUCCCAACAGAGAUUCUGGAUAUCAGACGGCCAAUGCACUCAGUACUUGAAUGUUGUAGCUUUGGCUUACAGAAAUCGGUUUGCUCAUUAGGCACUCAGAUACUACAAUGAUAGGCAUGGUAUAAGAAUCUAACUGUAAUAGAUUUAUGGCUUUGGUUCCAGAAUCAAACACAGGAUGUAUGCAAUGGAGCGUAGAAGAACCAUUUUCAAAAGCAAAUUUUUGUCUGAACACCCAGUAGUUGAGGAAAUUUAAUUUAGGUCCUUAUUUUUUAAUAAUGACAUAAGUAUAGCACCUUUAUAAUUCCACAUAAUGUUUUUAUUAGUGUAAACUUGGCUGACAUUUUCAAUAUGCCUUUUAUUCUUAUAUAUGAAAGGUGUCAAACAUUUUUAAGAAUUUCAGAAUUGUGUAUAGUAAUCUUAGACUGGCUAUAUUUUAUAUUACUGUGCGUGCUAAUAUUGAAGACACUGACAAGUGGUUGACUGUAUUUGUAAACACUGUAUUUUGUGUAUUAUUUUGACACCAGUUAACAUUCAUAUUGCUAGCAUUAAUUCCAUGCUUUCUAAAUCUGAUUCAUUAGAAACAUAAGGAUUGAAUGUUUCCUGUUGUUCAUGGUGCUAAAAUAAUUGUAAUCAAAAUCUCAAUUACUCAGAAUAAAGUAGUGUAACUGUA